Molecule: messenger RNA, 501 nt
Organism: Thermothielavioides terrestris NRRL 8126
Lineage: Eukaryota; Fungi; Ascomycota; Sordariomycetes; Sordariales; Chaetomiaceae
Exons: 4
Coding region: 1-501 (166 amino acids)
Biological process (GO): protein folding in endoplasmic reticulum
Cellular component (GO): EMC complex
Source: RefSeq, a predicted model, not a curated record
AUGCCCGUAUGGGCAGCAGAGCUCAAGAAUCCGCCAGCGCACAAAUCAAAGCAGGCGAGCAUUCCUGAUCUGCCGGGCUUCCCCUCGUUCGCAGUCCUCAAAGACGCCAAGGAACCCAAAGCCGCCCAGCGCAAGCCGCCGACGCCCGACGAGAUGGAUACGUGGAAGCUCAAGAAGGUGUGGGAGGUGGCGCUGGGCCCCAUCAAGAGCCUGCCCAUGACCGCCAUCAUGAUGUACAUGUCGGGCAACUCGCUACAGAUCUUUAGUAUCAUGAUGGUCUACAUGGCCUUCAAGAACCCUAUCAUGGGCAUCCUCGGCACCAACCAGGCCUUUGAGCGCUUCGAGACGGACAGCAAUAGAGCCAAGAUCUUUCAGCUGGUUGCCCUGGCGCUGGGGAUAUGGAAGGUCAACUCGAUGGGACUGUUACCGACAACGAGGUCCGACUGGCUUGCGUGGGAGACUCAGCGCGAAGCUGUGGAGCAUGCUGUGCCGGGCUUAUGA